Manduca sexta (tobacco hornworm) is the source of this 10362-nucleotide messenger RNA. Its product is annotated as zinc finger MYM-type protein 1-like. The transcript has 2 exons. Gene Ontology annotation, molecular function: protein dimerization activity. The record is from RefSeq and is a predicted model, not a curated record. The coding region runs from base 6079 to 6999 and encodes 306 amino acids. Lineage: Eukaryota; Metazoa; Arthropoda; Insecta; Lepidoptera; Sphingidae.
GCAAUCGAAAGAUAGUCGGCAAUCUAAGAUAGGUUUCAGUCUUGGAUAGCAGAUACAUUAUUAAUUUCGGGCGUAAAUCAGUACGAAAAUCUCCACUUAAAGUUGACGCAUUGCGUAGUUAGGUUGCCGCCAUUGUUGCCACGAUAUUUUGAAUUUGUUUUAUUGCUGCCAACAUUUCGUUUUUUAAAGUUUUUAGCCACAAAUGAUUUUUCUGAUUUCACAUCAAAAACUGUACUCAUGAGUUAGUUUUAAUAGCAUCUGCACUAAACCUCAUGCCUGAGUGUUCAAUGGCCAUGAUCAUUGGGCUAAACUUCUCCAGAGGUCCCGCCAUGAGCAAUGAGCUAAUCCAAUUUUUAUUUUUUGUGCCGUUUCUACUAACUGUGUAACGUAUACCGUCAUAGACUCACUUGUUUCCAAGCGAAUUUAAAUUAGGGUCUUCAAUAAGCUGAUUUUACGCGCGUAAAUGGGUGUCAUCUAACAAAGACUAGCUUAUUCCAAAUACUUUUCACUGUGGUUUCGUCUUUGAUGUAGACGUAAAGGGAUGGAUCAAUAGUCAAGAAUCAUCUUUGCUCUGGCUUUUUUAUCACUUUCUUAAUGCAUCUAGUUCCUAUUCACUAGACAAGUCGACUCCUUCUACGAUGAGAAACUUCUCGACUGCAAACGCUCAGUCACCAUAAUUUUCACGCCCCUUUAAUUUUGGGACGUUAACAGAGAAAUUUCCUGCCAUUAUGCUACACUUCACUAUUUAAACUAAUUAUUUUAUGGGGUCUAGGUCCAUAACCUGUUACUUAAUAUAAAACUACUCAUCGCGUGGUUUCGAGAUAAAAUUAUACAUAUAUUUUUAUUUAUCAAUUAUAGACUAUUAUAUUAUUAGGGAUGACAUUCUGUAUCACAUACAAAACGAAUAUUUUAGAUAUCCAAUAUUACACCCCCACUAUAACUAAAAUAACUUUAAAAAUCUUAAACAUUACACACUACUUGGAUUAAACCCAUGUUUUUAUAAAAUUAUAAUGCUUUUUAGCACACAAAGCCUUGGUGAAAACAUCGGCUGGUAUUUCAGACGUCUUUUUUAUGGCCCUCGAGCACCUGGCGCCAAAUUUCAGCAGCUUGUUCUCCGCCUGUAUGGUGCAGGGCGUCUUCCCGGCGCAUUGGAAAACCGGAAGCUCGUCCUGCUGAAAACUUAUUGACAUAAUUUCUGUUGAUAGUCCUAAAUAAAUAAAUGUGAACUGGUUUUACAUUGGAAGCAUUCCAAACUAUAAAAAUAAAUCAGAUUUAAACACGUCCAAAAAUGUUUUGUCUCAAUAUAGAUGAGAUGGAAAAGAGAAACGGUUUAUAUUGAGAAGAUUAAAAAAGUUUUAUGAGCGAAUAGUCACUGGCUUAAAUAUAAACUCCGAUUCGUUAGAGGAGGCAAAUGAAAGUUGUUAUGUUACUAACAGCCAUGAAUGGCAGCUGGAAAAUAUCUGUGGGAUACUUAUAGUAGCGUCCGUAUCUGGCGAACAAAAAUGGAAUUUAGUAAAAAAGUGCCUAAAGUUAGCACACGAAACCGGUGUUUAAGUUGUGACACUAACUUGUGAUGGCCCAUCUUUCCAUAUCACCAUGUUAAAAGAAUUAGGAUGCGAUAUUAGGCAUAACCAAAAAAAAGUAUCGUGAAUACCUUAACAGUAGAAUAAUUCGUGUAUUUCUUGACCCGUGUUAUAUGGUGAAACUUAUUCGGAACACGUUUUGUGAAUAGGAACAUUUUUACAAAUGAAGCCAUGAAAAUUAAAUUUAACUUCAUAGAAUAAUUAAUUGAUUUACAAGAAAGUGAAAGUUUACAUUUACGCACCAAAUAUACGAAAUCGCAUUUUGGGACUUAGAAGGGCAGCGCAACAAAAAUGAGUUUGCGUUACGUUAUAUUACGUUACGCCCCUGCUCACACAUCGCUGCUUGUAAGCGACUUCUUGGCCAAAAACAACACACUAAUGAUACCGCAGCCACCGUACUCCCCAGAUCUGGCCCCCUGUGACUUUUUCUUGUUCCCGAAACUGAAGAGGCCCAUGAAAGGACGACGCUACGCCACGAUUGACGAGAUAAAGACGGCAUCGAAGGAGGAGCUGAACAAGAUACAAAAAAAUGAUUUUUUGAAGUGCUUCGAAGAUUGGAAAAAACGUUGGCCACAAGUGUAUAAUAUCCCAGGGGGAUUACUUUGAAGAGGACAAAAUAGAUAUUCACGUAUAAAUAAAUAUUUUUUGAAAAUACACAAAAUUCGCGAUACUUUUUGAACGCACCUCGUAUAAUUUUUAUUGAUUGCUAAAGUGAAAUUUAAUUUGGAGUUUAAUUUCCCGUUAGAGUUCAGGCUCCCAUGUAACAACGCAAACUCUACAAAUAGGAACUCAGAAUUUGAAUUAAAUAGUGCCAACAUCAUAAAUAAUUUAAAUACAGAAAAGGAGCGCUUCGAGGCAACGGUGAACCAAAAGCUUAUAUAAUAAAUUAACUUGUGGAAAUUUAGACCCGCACUCAGUGAAACCUACCGUAACAAUUGAUCUCACCGAGGAUGACUCACUAUUUAAUUAUAAUCAAUCUAAUGUACAUAAAUUGUCAUAAAAAGAUGAUUAAAUACAUAAAAUUAAGUAAAUUUAUUAAAAAAACAAGGAAGUUAGCCGAAACCAAAAACAGUUUGCCAAGAAUAUAGCACUAAGGAAGGAACUGUUAUAACCCCCAUAUGAUAAGAAAAUAGAUGAGGUUACAAAACCCUCUCUUCACAAAAGAACCCAUGCAAGUGCUAUGCACCAUUUUGCAUAUAUAAAUACAUAAGAACUAAGGAUUCAGUGUUGCAUGGUACCAAGGUAUUUAAAGUAAUUUGAAGUGCGAAAGCUGAUCCUGUUGCUGUACAUCUGUUGCUCAACAUCAUCGUCUUCAUCAUUAUCAACUAAACGGAGCUGAUCUUACUCCCAUAAUCCUCAUGUUGGCGUUUCUGUGAGUGAAUAUUUGUUUCCCAAAACCGUAAUUAAAAAGUGCAAUCGAAUUAAUAGGCAUGUGGCGUAUCCGAACGCCACUCGGUAUGCCUAUGGACAAAAACUAAACGUGAGUAUUGUCUACGAAUAGGGAACUUACACACGGAACACGGAGUCCGUGUCUCUAUACAAACAAAUGUUAAAAUAAACCAUACAAGAAGACCGAAUUUUUAUUAUUGUCAGCCUCAAUACAGUGCUCGCAGAAAAACCUGCAUCCAGCGAUCCCAAAGGCAUUAUCGAAAAUCAGAAUUUCCUACACGUCGCAAACACAUUGUUGCGUGAACCAUACGCUAGAGGCUGCAGUGUUAUUGUUUAUUUUAAGCUUCCGGACACCGUUUGAUAAAUCUGCAACUUAGUUAUAUCACAUGUAGAAGAAAUAAAGGAUAUAAAUGGCUCUAUUAACUCUCUUCUCUAAACUAUGGCUAAUAAACCUGAAACAAGAGAGGAGACUCAGUGUCUCUAAGAGUGAAGAAGAUUUUGGCAGAAAUGUACGGGAUAUCCUUCUUGACAUUAUGCCAUGUGGAAUGCUUUGCAAGCAAGCUGGAAGGAUAUUUCACAGACAACCAAUAAAUUAAUCGCUCCCAUGCCGAGAUUGACGAAAAAAGUAAUCAAGUGCAAAGGGGGAAAAUUUGAUAAAAAAACAGUUAAUUUUCUUUUUAUCUUUUUUUUUCAUCUGUUGUCAAUAUGUUUUAAUGUUUCCUUGUGUUUAAUAUGGUACAUGUAUUAAUAUGAUUAUUAAACCACUUCUUUUUAAUCUUUUGAACAUGUUGAGUUUUAUUUAAUUUACCUGUAUUAGAUUAAGAUAUUUCUAAUGAAAUAAAUAGAUCUGUAUCCGCCACAAAAUCCCAUUGCACCUUAAGCAGGGACAAGUACUGCCCCCUCGAACGUGCAUUAUGCACUUCCUAUUCAAUUCAAGUAACGGUCUCGAACGCAAAGUAAUUUAAGUCUUAUAUUAAAAAUUAGCUCAAAUCGAAGAAGGACGAUCAGUGAUAGUGCUCACCAAUCAUCAGUGCUGGGUACCCAAGGAAACGAGCGCCGCUGCGAGUGCAGGUGAGUGGUAAAUACAGUCCACACAUUACCAUCCAUCGAAGGUCUAAUAGUUUUCCUAAACAGUCAUUACAGUGAUAAAAUAUUGUUUUUUGACAUAAAUAAAUUUAUAUACAAUUGUAGAUUUACAUCGGUUAGACAGGGGCGUAGCUACCGCCGUAUCUGCCGUACCAAUUAUACGGGGCCCCCGGGCCACGGGGGCCCCCAAAGUGUGUAAGGAAAAAGAAAUAAAAACUUCCUAAUUUAUUUUAUUUUACAAAUGACAAAAUUCUAUAAAGCAAUUACUUUUUAUCCCGCCUUAAGCGUGCGUUCAAAAGUUGGCAACACUCUACAUCGUUAUGGCGGGCUGCGGGACUGCCCCGUUUUACUUACUUCAUCUGCAACUCAGCGGGGAAUCCCUCAAUAAUAAAAUCGAUAUCGCGAUGUACGUGUACGUACAUACUCUACAUUGGAUGUUAAACCACGGAGUGCAGUGCAGUGUUUAUUUACGCGUUUUAUGUAAUUGUGCAUUACAUUAUCCCAGCGAGCAGAUUAUCCCAGCAGUGUUGAGAAAAGAAAAAGUAAACGAAAAAGGGAAGAGGUUAUAAAAAAAGUGCCCAAAAUUUCUUCAUUUUUUCGGAGACAAGAUACUGUGAGUGAUUUAGAUUGGAAAGAUUCUUCUGAAGCACGUUCUUCGUCAAAUAUCCAUUCGGAAAUAAAAGAAAGCCAAGCACAUACUUCAUCGGAUGUCCAUUCUGAAAUUGAAGAACACCAAGUCAACGAUUCUGAUAUAUUUGAAGAUUGUAAUAUAAUUUCAUCAGAUAGAGGAAAUUUUGGUGACAAUUUAUCUGAAUGCGAACGAAAAAUAAUUUUUAAAUUGGGUCCAUUUAAACCACAAGGACCAUUUCCAAAAGAUUCAGAAAGUAACCGACCUUUUUCGGCCUAUUAUUAUUCAUAUUUCAAUCAGGCAGACAUAAAACUUGUAAGACCAUGGUUAUGUUAUUCUAACGUUUUAAACAAACCGUACUGUCACUUCUGUUGGUUAUUAGCAGAUCGUCAAAACAAAUCGUACUCCUCUGCUUGGGUUAACGGUGUUUCGGUUAGAAGCAAUUUUAUGCAAACUAUACUUGACCAUGAAAAGUCACAGCAGCAUAUGAAUGCCUCACUCUCUUAUAAUAAUUGGUUGCAAGGAAAUACCAUCGAUACUCUAUUGCAAAGUGAAAUCAAUAGUAAAAUUACAUUCUGGAGAGAUGUACUGCAUCGUAUAAUUAAUGUUAUAAUUACUUUAGCAUCUUGUAAUCUAUCUUUGAGAGGGCAUGAUUCUGAUUCUGGAAAUUUUAUGGCAAUUUUACGUUUGCUAUCUAACUAUGAUGCAACUUUAAAAGAACUUCUUCUAAAACCGAAAAGCGAAAUAAAUUAUUUAAGCCCUACGAUUCAAAACGAAAUUAUUAGUUUUAACAAUAUUAUCUCAGAAAUUAAAAAAGCUCCAUUUCUGACAAUAAUUCUGGAUACAACACAAGACUUGUCAAAAAACGACCAGCUUUCUGUAGUUUUUCGAUAUAUCUCGGUUACAGAAAAUGAUGAUAAUGUGCCUAAAGAAAUAAAAAUCUGUGAGUCCUUUUUAGGAUUUAUAGCAGUAACCGAUUGCAGUGCUGCAGGUCUGAAAACUGACAUUUUAAAUUUGACUAAAGAAUAUGGAAUUGAUUUGACUAAAUGUAGAGGACAGGGUUACGAUGGAGCAAAUGUUAUGUCGGGUGUUUAUGGAGGAUUACAAACCCUAAUAAUAGAGCAUGCUCCAAAUGCCGAUUAUGUUCAUUGUGCUGCGCACGCUUUAAACUUAGUUUUAAACGAUGAUGCGAGACACGUUCGUGAAGUAUCGACUUUUUUCGAUAAUUUAGAAAAAAUAUAUACUUCUUUUGGCAAUAGUAUAAAACGCUGGGCUAUGCUAAGUGACGAUCCAUCUGAAAAAUAUUUGAUUACCCUUAAAAAGGUAUGUCCAACCAUAUAGUCUUCUAGGAACGACGCUUUAUUAGCGGUAAAGAAUUUUUUUUUACUAAUCAUGAAAACUUUGUACCAACUAAAUUUAAUUUCAAAUAAAAAAGAUGAACGUGAAGAAUGUAAAAAUAUAAUUAAUAUUUUAGGGAGUUAUGAUUUCUUAGUGCUCGUUACAUUUUUUUCUUCACUAUUUGAAAUUAUUAAUCCUAUUUCUAAAGCUCUACAGCAUGAAAAUAAUGACUUACAGAAAUCUAGUAUUUUAUUAAGUAAUCUUUUGAAUAGACUGUGCCAAUUAAGAAAUCAGAUUUCAUUUAAUGAGUCCAAAGAUUUACCAAAAGAGUGGGGGGUAACAACUGUUUUUAAAAACAGUAUGCGAAAGAUAACGAAGCGUUUUUUUUAUGAGUUUUCACAAGAUGAGAGAAUUUCCGACCCGGAAUCCUAUUUCAAAGUCAAUGUAUACUAUUGCUGUUUAGAUAUAUUAAUUUCUCAAACUAAAGAAAAAUUUCAGAGCCUUUGCGACCUGAGUAGUAUGUUCGAAAUAUUACAACCGGAGAAACUCCUAUCUUCUUCAAACGAAGAGAUAUUAAUCGCUUCCGGAAAACUGUCGGUUAAAUACAGUAAAGACAUCUCAGUUAAUCUUUGUGACCAAUUAAAGGCUCUAAAAACAUGCUUAAAAUCUGAAAUUCAAAAAAUUUAUUCCAUGAAAGAACUCAUUGAAUUAUUGCUAGUAAAAUUCAAUAGUCUUGCAUCUAGUUUUCCCGAGGUAAUCACAGCAUGCUUUUUAUUCUUGACCCUUCCAGUUACAACCGCAACUGCUGAAAGAAGUUUUUCAAAAUUAAAACUGAUAAAAAAUUACUUAAGAACUUCGAUGGGACAAGAACGGCUGUCAGACCUCUCACUAUUGUCCAUAGAGGUAGAAACUUUAGAAAAACUAAAAUCAUCAUCAGCCAUAAAUGAUUUAAUAAAUCAGUUUGCCGAAAAAUAGGCAAGGAGAAUGAAUAUUUAAAAUUUGAUUUUUAUUUGUAAAAUGGUUAAAUUAUGUUAUGAUAAAUAAAUAUUUCUUUUCACAAUAUUUUUUUUCUUUUGUGAAAAAUCUUUACCCCCAAACAAUAUAAGGGCCCCCAAAAAUUUUUUUAUACGGGGUCCCGCCAAUGCACGCUACGCCACUGGUUAGAGACACUAUGUAUCUGUCAAAAUUAGUUAAAGUGAACAUUGCUAUAUUGUUUCAUAUUAAUACAGUCAUAAGUAGUAUGACGAAGACCUCUAAUACUACAUGUUUUAGUAGUAGCACUACAAAUAUAAGUGUAGUAAAUAAUUUAAACAAUUAAUCAUGACAACAGAGAAAGAUUACUUAAUAUUAACUCAUCAAAAUAUAAAUAAUUUCUCUGGCAAAAUCCUUGACAUAUAUUUGACGGCGCGUCUCAUGAAAGUCAACGUCAAGAGUGACACCGUCAGUCACUCUAGCGGAGCGUCGUGACGACGGUAGCGAGGCCGACAAUUUUUACUUGGCUUUUGGUGGUACAGAACGGCCAGCGCACUACGUUUGCGACGAAUCGCUACAAAACGUGUUAAUCAGUGUAUCAGUGUAUCAGUGUUAUCAUGAGUUCAGAUGAAGGCCUUCCUGCGCUUUCAUAUUUUUUAUAGAAAAGAAUAAUAAACAUAUUUUAUGUUUUGAGAAGACAGGUUUAAAAGCUGAUAGAAUUGCAUUUAGUUUUAGCAGCCGAGCAUGCUUUAGUAAAAAAUACUGCAAAGAUUUUUGCCAGAGAGUAUGAAUGCUUGAAUUUUUUGUGACUCCAAACUAAUUCAAACAUUCGAAAAGACAAAUCAAAAGUGCUGUAAAUAAUCUAAAUGGUAAUGCUUUUUCUUACAUGCAAGAAACCACUAUAUGUGGGUUGGAGGCACUUAUUGGUUAACUGUACUUAGCUGGCCUCAUCAAAUCUAAUUGUCAAAGAUUGCAAGAUCUUUGGAGAAAUGAUGGAACUGGCGUUGAUAUAUUUCGUACCAACACAUCACUGCAGAGAUUCCAGUUUCUUCAAAAUGCUAUACGUUUUGAUGACAAGCUCACAAGAGAGCAGUGUAAACAAGUAAAUAAUAUGGCAGCCUUCAAAGCAUUUUUGACCAGUAUGUUCAAUGCAGUAUGUGCAUUUCAAUCACACGAUCACACCUUUCCGCAAUAUAGUUGCCGUCGAAUAGGACCGAGAUUGCGGAUACAUUGAUUCUGGGGAACACGAUAGAAACUUAGCUGCAGGGGGUCCACCAGUAUCAGCAAAAUUUUGAAAGUGAUCGAUGAGAAAAAAGUUUGGGAACCUCUAUAGUAAAGCAGGAGCAGGCACUACUAACGAUGGUAAUACGGCCCAGAUUUUUCAGAAAUAAAGCCACAACAGCGUGUAUCACUGGAAUUAAUGAGCAACUCAUAGAAAAAAAUUAUGUGAUUCUUCAAACCAUUGCACCUGAAGAGCGUAUUGAGCUUACUAUUUUUUUUUAUUCUGAAAUGAAGUCGCAGAACUAUACGCUAUAUUAUAUAUCUGGUAUUAUAUGCCAUCCAGUGUACACAGAUUAUCAAUGAAUGGAGCUGCUGACAUAAUUAAACAUUUUAAGGUCAUACCCAUUGGGAAACUGUCAGAAGAAGCCGCAGAAGCACGUAACAAAGACUUCCGAAACCAUAGAGUAAAACAUUCCCGAAAAAUAAAUAGAAUACCGACAAAUGAGGAUAUCUUUCUUACAUAAUCUUUUUUUGUCGUCUGAUCCAAAAAUCACUAGCCUUAGAUCACGCAUGACAAAAAAUGUUAUGAUUCUCUCUCCAAAAGCCAAAGAGCUAAAAUUUAUUAAUUUAGAGAAUAAUUUAGAAAAUUUACAAUAUACAUAGUAGUGAUAGUAAGUAGUUCUGGGAUAAGCCAUUUUUUAAUUAAAUUAUUUAUUGAAUUUUUCUCUUAAAUAUUACUAGUAAGUUACCAAUAAGCUUUAAUAAUUAUCAAAAGUAGUUUAGUUUAAAGUUCUAAAGUUUCUAACUUAGACAGUUUUGAUAUACAAGCUAUUAGAAACAAACAACUGCUUUUUUCAACCACAUACCUGUGUGAAAAGGCAUUCUCUACUCUUGUUUAUACAAAAAACAAAUACAGAAACAGAUUACAAGUAGAAUCUGAUUUGAGAUUACAGCUUAGUAGCAACAUCAACCUGAAUAUCCCUGAUUUGGUUGCAAAAAAGCAACACCAAUCUUCACAUAUUUUUUUUUUUCAUAAUAAACAGUUAAUAAUAAUAAUAAAUGUUUUAUUUGCACAAACAAAAUAUAACAAAUAGGAACACAUAAAUACUUAAUUAAAUUAUUAUUAGUAUGUAAUGUUAGUGCUUAUAACUAAUUUAAAACAAAACAAUUGAAAAGGGGCCCCAAACUAGGCAAUGCCUGUAUAUUGGGGACCAAAAUAUGAAUAUAAUGUAAUUUAAAUAAUGUUGUUCUCUACUUUUUUUAGUUAUAAUUACCUUCUGUAUUUUUUUUUAUCUGUAAUACUUAACUAAAAUAAAUACCUAAUCUGUUUUAUUUGCUGUUAAUUUUUUUGAAAAAUUGGGGGCCCGUGAAAGCUGUGCUUGAUUUCCUAAGGGUCCGUGGACUGAAAAAGGUUGGGAAAUGCUGCUGUAGACUAUACUGUGCUUGUGCCUCCUGUUAAUUGUGCCUUCUGUGUUGUGUGUUGGACAUUAUAAUUUAUAAACUGUAUGGAGUACUUUUCUUUUAUACCAUAGACACAUAUAAAAAUAAGGUGUGCAUUAAUUGUCCACCAGUCACUGGUGAUCAUAACUAAAACCCCUAUAUAAGGAAUUACUAUUUAUGGUGUUAUAAAGUAAAUGUUCAAACAAGACAGAAAUCAUUCCACAAAGAAGACUAAGCAAGUGAAUACUUAUUGCCCACAAUGCCCUAAUGAACCACAUUUCCUCCUAUCUUGUUUCAACGAGGAACAUAACAGAAUGUACCUUUUCUUUGGCCUCUCUGAUACUUUACUCUCUAAAUUAUUAUUUUUUAAUAAUUUUCUAAGCUGUAUAUGCCCAAAAUGUAAUUAUUUCAAACAAUAAAAAGUUUUUAGAAUUUCAACCCAAGCUGAACAUAGUUUUUUCGGGGCCUUGUCAGUUAAUUAUAAUAGAUAAAAACAAGCUAAAAGUGCUGGACAGCUCCAUGAGAUCAUUUAAAUUACAUACUUAUGGUGUCAGUCACCCGGGACUCACAUGGUCUUAAUAGGUACCAUAUCUGUCAAGCACCGGUGCCUGACAUGGUAGGUUACGUUUUAAGAAAUAGAGGACAGGAUCAAAAUACCUAGUCUUGCCAUAAAUAUUGUAAUAAAGAAAAAAGAAAAUUGUUAAC